Camelina sativa (false flax) is the source of this 1909-nucleotide messenger RNA. RefSeq names its product E3 ubiquitin protein ligase DRIP2. Lineage: Eukaryota; Viridiplantae; Streptophyta; Magnoliopsida; Brassicales; Brassicaceae. The record is from RefSeq and is a predicted model, not a curated record. Gene Ontology annotation, molecular function: metal ion binding; ubiquitin-protein transferase activity.
GAAAAGGAAGAAACGUCUUUUUUUACUCUAUACGGGGUAUCGUCGCUUCUCUUCACCUCAACACGAAGACCCCUUUGAUUUGUUUCCAUGAGAGAUAGAUAGAGAUAGAGAGGACUGAGGAGCCUUCUUCAACCUAUUAUAUAACCCUCCUCUUCCUCGAUUCUUCAGAUCGUCUCCUCACCACACACACCACUCACCUUAAUUCCCCUCUCCAUUCUAUAUAUCCUUCUCUCAUCCCAUCCCCCAGAUUCUUCUCCUCAGCUUCCUUUUCUCCGUCUUCACUCCGAUUGAAGACUUUCUCCACUCCGCUUCACCUCGACCCUUCAGUGUUGAGACUUAACCGGAUUUGGAUUUCAAUUUUUGGGGAGAGUACGUGCGAUUAAGCGACUAAUCUUCUUUGAUAUACGAAACAAGAAGGGUUUGAACGGAGAGGAGUAAUGGAAGGAGGAAACAUGGUGGUCAGGGUGAAGAGAGAUACGGUGGUGGCAUGCAUGACUUGUUCUCUCUGUGACAAUCUCCUCCGUGACGCCACUACCAUUUCUGAGUGUCUUCAUACGUUUUGUAGGAAAUGCAUUUAUGAGAAAAUCACAGAGGAUGAGAUAGAGUGCUGUCCAGUAUGUGAUAUUGACCUCGGUGGUACCCCCCUUGAGAAACUAAAGCCUGACCACAUUUUGCAAGACUUGAGGACCAAAUUAUUUCCUCUAAAACGAAAGAGAGAGAGUGUGUCUUCCAACACAUUACCUGCAAGGAGGAAAGAGAGGUCUAUCUCGUCUUUGGUGGUAAGUACACCUAGGGUUGCAGCACAAGCUGGUACAACAGGAAAAAGAACAAAAACGGCGACGAGAAAAGAUGUUCGAGGUAGUGGUUCAUUCACUAAGAGAGUUGUGAAAAAGGAAGAAGAAUUUGGAGAUGAUAACACAGAGAGUGCAAGCUCGCCUGAAACACUUAAAAAAUUCACUCAGAAUAAAAGGCAGGUAAAGAAGUCUUCAUAUGCAGAGCCUAACCAGGCCCUUUCUAAUAGAAGAAACAAGAGUGGUGAUGAACCUUGGGAUUCGAAAUUGCAUUCGUGGAAACCUCUAAAUUUUCUUGUUGAAGUGGCAAACGGAACAGAGGACUCAAAAUCUGAGCAUGGAAAUGCAUCUCACAAUGAUGUUGAGGGGAGUAAAACCAAAACAAAGGAGCAGAAAAGAAAAUGUAAACUUGAGGAAGAGAUCAGCAACAACGGUGAUCCUACAACAUCAGAAACUGCUACUCUUAAAAGAACGCGUAGGACUCGCCGCAAAAGGUCUUCUUCUUUUGGUGAUUCAAGAAUUUCACCAUUACCAGGUGCAGCAAGCCUGAAACAGGAGAGGAGAAAUGGUCCUGUUUGGUUCUCACUUGUUGCGUCAACUAAUCAGGAUGGAGAAACAUCUUUGCCUCAGAUUCCAGCAAACUACUUGAGAUUAAGGGAUGGAAGUAUUCCAGUUUCUCAUAUCCAAAAGUACCUCAUGAAGAAGCUUGAUCUCAAAAGUGAAACUGAGGUGGAGAUAAAAUGUAUGGGAGAACCAGUGCUCCCAACAUUGCAGCUUCACAGCCUAGUGGACUUAUGGUUGGAAACAACUUCUAAGCAUGAAAGAGUCGCUGCGUCUGUAGGUUCCUCUGCAAAGGAAUUUGUGAUGGUGCUAGUUUAUGGUCGGAAGCUCCCUGAAAGCAACAACUAAAUAACUUAUUCAUUGAAUCAUCUCGAGGCCGAGAGAAGCAGCAAAGGGCAGGAGCAGUGUUGUGUAGAAAACUUGGAAAUUUAUAUUUAUUUAAUUAUUAGACUCUUUAAAUUGAAAGAUUGGUGAGACAGACCCUUUCGUUUGUUAUCCAAGAAGAUUCAGAUUUGCUUUUUAAAGGUGAUUUUGUCCGUUUUGGACACUUAUAUGUA